CGCACCUGGACUUGCGGAGCGGGGCGUGGGACCGCUGGAGCACCAUGACGCUGGAGGCCAUCCGCUACUCGCGAGGCUCGCUGCAGGUCCUCGACCAGCUGCUGCUGCCCCAGCAGAGCCGCUACGAGGCGGUGGGCUCGGUGCGCCAGGCCUGGGACGCGAUCCGCGCCAUGAGAGUCCGCGGCGCGCCGGCCAUCGCCCUCGUCGGCUGCCUCGGCCUCGCCGUGGAGCUGCAGGCGGGCGCCGGGGGGCCGGGCGUCGCCGCACUGGUGGCUUUCGUGCGUGACGCCCUGACCUACCUGGUCUCCGCGCGGCCCACCGCUGUCAACAUGGCCCGCGCCGCCCGCGACCUGGCCGACGCCGCAGCCCGGGAGGCCGAGCGGGAAGGCGCCACCGAGGAGGCCGUCCGAGAGAGGGUGAUCUGCUACGCCGAGGACAUGCUGGAGAAAGACCUCAAGAACAAUCGCAGCAUCGGGGACCUGGGAGCCCAGCACCUCCUGGAACACGCAGCCCCCGGGGGUGGCAAGGUGACUGUGCUGACCCACUGUAACACUGGUGCCCUGGCCACUGCGGGCUAUGGCACAGCCCUGGGUGUGAUCCGCUCCCUGCACUGCCUGGGCCGCCUGGAGCACGCCUUCUGCACAGAGACCCGGCCCUACAACCAGGGAGCCCGCCUGACAGCCUUCGAGCUGGUGUAUGAGCAGAUCCCGGCCACCCUCAUCGCCGACAGCAUGGCGGCAGCUGCCAUGGCCCACCGGGGCGUGUCAGCUGUGGUGGUGGGAGCUGAUCGCGUGGUCGCCAACGGUGACACGGCCAACAAGGUGGGCACCUACCAGCUGGCCAUAGCUGCCAAGUACCAUGGCAUCCCCUUCUACGUCGCUGCCCCCAGCUCCUCCUGUGACCUCCGCCUGGAAACUGGCCAGGAGAUUGUCAUCGAGGAGCGGCUGGGCCAGGAGCUGACGGACAUCGGUGGGGUCCGGAUUGCAGCGCCCGGGAUUGGGGUUUGGAACCCAGCCUUCGAUGUCACCCCGCACGACCUCAUCACCGGCGGCAUCAUCACAGAACUGGGCGUCUUUGCCCCCAAGGAGCUCCGGGCAGCCCUAGCCACCACCAUCUCCUGAAGUGGGCCGGUGGGGGGGGGGGGAAUGCCUGGAUGGAUGCCACACGUUACUGACCUGGCUCUCCCUACCAUGCCAGCCCCCUUUGUUUUAUAAUAAAUGUAUGGACUAGUCUGCCCGA
Molecule: messenger RNA, 1239 nt
Organism: Echinops telfairi (small Madagascar hedgehog)
Lineage: Eukaryota; Metazoa; Chordata; Mammalia; Afrosoricida; Tenrecidae
Gene: MRI1
Product: methylthioribose-1-phosphate isomerase 1
Exons: 5
Coding region: 45-1121 (358 amino acids)
Molecular function (GO): S-methyl-5-thioribose-1-phosphate isomerase activity
Source: RefSeq, a predicted model, not a curated record